GCCAGGCUAUGGACGCGUCAAAUACCAGUACCACCAGGGAGUAUACCAGUAGCAGGACUACCAGGAGUAUCUGUCCAAGAAUGGGAUUUCGGUACUCUCCAAUUCAAUACUAAUAACCUUACGAGUUGCAUAGGUCCGAACAUUCCUGCCUACCAAGUCAAUAUCCCGGUAUCAGAUAUUUUCUGGGACCCACCAAUUGUUGCAGGAACUCCGAGUGUUAUUGGCUAUACUGUAGUAGUCCCUCCCGCAAUCACCGCAACUAAUGUCGUUAUUGAUUUAUAUGAGCUUCAACAAGAAGCUUUAGCAUGA
Messenger RNA from Paraglomus brasilianum, 309 nucleotides. NCBI's taxonomy places the organism in Eukaryota, Fungi, Glomeromycota, Glomeromycetes, Paraglomerales, Paraglomeraceae. The record is from the annotation of a GenBank genome assembly.